Amblyraja radiata (thorny skate) is the source of this 4311-nucleotide messenger RNA. It is a transcript of the gene ccnf, whose product is annotated as cyclin F. The record is from RefSeq and is a predicted model, not a curated record. The transcript is spliced from 17 exons. NCBI's taxonomy places the organism in Eukaryota, Metazoa, Chordata, Chondrichthyes, Rajiformes, Rajidae. Bases 152 to 2395 code for a protein of 747 amino acids. Gene Ontology annotation, molecular function: protein binding.
GUCCGCGAGCGGCGGCUUCGAAACGGUCAGCGCGCGGGGCGGGAGAGUGGGCACGAGCGGCACCGGCAGCGGGACACCGGGAUCCAGCGGGCACGAGCACCGAGAUUCGGUCUCCGCCUCUGCAUCGACUAGACGGCGGCGUCGGUUGAAGAUGCGGUCGGAGGUGUUUCGCUGUAGAUGUGCAAAAUGUUUUUUGCUACUUGCAAAACAAAGAUUGAAGAAAAGUGCACCAGCCAUGACACUACUCAGUCUUCCAACUGAUGUGUUGCUUUAUGUUUUGCAAUGUCUUCCUGCUCAGGAUAUUCUGCAUUUCAGAGCGGUACACCCUCUCUUUAAAUCCAUUGUUGACAAUCACUCCAGUGUAUGGGCCCAUGCAAACUUUCAGGAGAUAUGGCCUUCUCCAGUAAAUCGGUGGCUCUUUGAAAGGGCUGCAGAAAGUGGAAACUUUGAGGCGGCAAUAAAGCUAGGGAUAGCAUACCUUUACAAUGAAGGACUUUCAGUUGCUGAUGAAGGCCGUGCUGAAGUGAAUGGACUGAAGGCCUCCCACUUCUUCAGCCUUGCCGAAGGUUUGAAUGUUGAUGCAAGUCCCUUUGUGUGGCUGUUCAUUAGACCACCGUGGUCUCUGACUGGGAGUUGCUGUAAGGCCGUAGUCUAUGACAGUUUAAAGAACGAGUGUCUGUUACAAUCAGCUAAUGUUGCAUCGCUAACUUACUGUUUGGCCAAAGUUCUGAGUCUCUUUGAGGAUGAAGAAAGGCAGAAACAGGCUAUAUCAAUGUUUGAAGCAUCUUCUAAUCAUGGCUGCUUGCCAAGUUCUUUCUACCUCUGGGAGGGAAACCAUAAAGAAACAGUAGCUGAUCCUGGGAGGUAUCUCCAGAGCCUGAGGACAUUGCGUGAUUAUGCAACCAAAGGGUGCUGGGAAGCACAGUUGACGUUAGCCAAAACCUGUGGAAGUGCCAGCCUGUGUGGACUGAAAUCUAAACCUAAAGACCAUCUGGCCCAGAUUUUUCAGUCUUCCUAUCCAUCCUUCAAACAGAAAAUGUUCAAAGUACAAAAGGGCAUGAAUGACACAAUGAGGUAUAUUUUAAUCGAUUGGCUGGUGGAGGUGACCAGCAUGAAGGACUUCUCCAGCUUGUGUCUGCAUGUCACUGUGGCCAAUGUGGAUCGAUACCUAAUGCUGCGCUCUGUUCCCAGGGGCAGACUCCAGUUGCUAGGGAUAGCUUGUAUGGUUAUCUGCACACGUUUUAUUAGUAAAGAAAUCCUAACUAUUCGCGAAGCAGUCUGGCUAACGGACAACACUUACAAGUAUGAAGAUCUGGUACGAAUGAUGGGAGAGAUAAUUUCUGCGCUUCGAGGAAAAAUUAAAACACCUACUAUUUUAGAUUAUGCAGAAGUGCUACUGGCAAUAUCUCCGUUAGAAAGGCACACAAUGCAUCUAUUUAACUACAUCUGUGAGCUUUCACUGCUAUACACAGACAUCUCUGAGUAUUCCCCAGCCAUGACCACUGCUGCUGCCUUGCUGUUGGCUCGAGUACUCCACAAGCAAGCCCUCCCAUGGUCAAGCCAGCUUACAGAAUCUACUGGAUUUACAUUAGAGAAUCUAAUUCCAUGUGUUAUAACCUUGCAUAGAAAAUGCUUCCAUAAUGAGGUGCCCAAGGAUUACAGGAAAGUCUCUCUUACUGCUGUGAAGCAACGAUUUGAGGAUGAACGCCAUCAGCAAAUUAGCAAAGAAAAGGUAAUGGAUUAUGUUGAGCUGUGUAGUCUGCUAGGAAUAAAAGAGGAAAAUGAACCUUCAUCGCUUUCUGAUCACACCAAUCCUGAGAUCCACACAUUUUUGACGUCACCUUCAGGCAACAAAACAAAACGACGAAGAGAAGAUAGUUUUCGAGAAGACAGAGGCAACUUUGUGGCAACUCCUAUUGUUGAAUUGUCUAAUCAUGAGGACACGUUCCUGGGGGAUUUCCUCGAUUUGAGUUUAGACUUGUCCUGCACAGGGUAUGACGGAGACCAGGAAAGUGAAGAGGAGAAACAUGUUGAUGGUACCGAUGUUGCUGGGGUUGAGGCCGCAGUAGUGGUAAGUGGGAGUUGUGCAGGGCCAGAUGAAGAGAGUGAAGACAGCUUGAUGGGUGAACAGUUCCUUGCGGGGUCACAGAGAUGUAGCCGCAGUGAAUCUGCAGCAGCAUGGGCUUUCCAAGAGUUACAAGGGGAACUCAGCUCCGGAUACUCCUCUGUGACCAGCGAGAGCUCCUCCCGCAGCACGGAGAGCUUGCACGUGGUGAAUGAAUCAGAGCAGGAAGAUCGGGGCCGUAGCUUACCUCCUUCUCGCAGGAGGCCUAUCAAGCGCAAGAAUGGUGCAGAGCAUGAUAAAGAAGACUCAAACCUGGGUUUGUGUGUCUGAAAGAGAAUUGCUGUUUAAUUGGAAUGAAUUUCAUGAGUAAAGUAAUUGGUUCUGCACAAUGUUCUGAGGUUUGAAAAAAUCUAAAUUAAGAGGAAAUGCAUUGUACUAAAUUGUCCUAAAUGUUUUACAAUGGCAACUUGCCACAGUGGUGGGAGCUGACAUGAUCUGGCCUAUCGAUGACUCUUUGGCAAUGGUGCUGAAGUUUUUGUUUACAUUCCUAUAACAUUGGGAACAUUACAUUUAAACACAUUUAUACCAAUCUUUCCAAUGGUUUCUUCUAGCUUUAGACUUCCAACAUAAGACUUGAGUGUGAAACAAUUUAGUAUUGUACAAUUUGGUACAAUGUGCACAUUUCCUUAAAUGCCUAGUCAUAUCAAGUUUACUUAAGUAUUGGCCAAAAUGCCCAAUACACUGAACAAAUAAACUUUCAUUGUGCAUCUAGUUUGUUAUGUUAAUAUAUGGGUGUUGUGUUUGGCGUUGGGGCUGUUUGGGCAAUGAUUUGGUUUCCAGAUUGACGCAUGCUUCAUGUAUCAAUGGAAAAUGUGCUUUUCCAUAGCUCCCUGCAUGCAGCUGGAACCUGCACAGACCAAAGUCGCAAAUGCUGCCAUUUCUUGAUUCAAGGCACUGAAAUAGCACUUUUGUUUGUAGCCACUGCCUUUAAAAAGAAAACAAUAAUGUUAAGGAGACUCUAGAGUCACUACUGGCUGUUCAACACUAAAACUAAAGUUCAUUGUCUUGGUGUGAGACCAUGUUUACAGCUGUUUGACAAAACCACUUCAUCUUGUUGUUUUAAAGGUAAUUACACUUCUAACUAUUAUUUCUCCACAGCAUUGGGUCUAGCAAUAGAUGCAGAGGGAGGUCUGUUUGUACAGUGUCUGAUAUCUGGAAUUGGUCAAUUUAGUGUUUUUCUCAGCUGCAUUUUUGUCAGUGUGAGAAAAGUAUACUUCCAUGUAUUUGGGAACUUGUGCAUGUGGUCAUUUAAAUUGAUAUUAAGUGUGUACAGAUUGAUCAAAUGGAAGCCUACUGCAUUUGUGCUGAAGCUAUUGAUGGACUUGACAGUUAAAUAAUGCAAAUAAUCACUGCUAAAAUUGGAAUAUAGGCAAGCUGUGAAAAUGAAAGCUACAGUGCAACAAUUGUUGUAGUAGAAAGUUAUUCAGGGAACAUUUUGCAAAAAAAAUGCAUAGAUUAAAUUGCAAACAAGAAUUAAGACUUGAUGGGCAAUUGGCCCUGGAAAACGAGCAGGUGUAUAAACCAAACCAAGUGUUUUUUAAACUUUGGAUUAUGUUGACAACUGAGUGCAUUUUUAUUUGAAAUGAAUUUAAUUUCAUAGUUUACGUUUUCAUUGUAAAUGAAAUUCAAUGUAUUUUUGUAAAAAAAAAUUUAAAUGGCUGCUUUGUGAUCUCACUAUUUUAAAAUAAGGGGUCUGGAUAUGGAAAUAUGUGGUGGCACUUUAGAGUAUCAACUGGUUCUGUGGGGAAAAUUUACAAUGGUCAUUCUUAAGUUUUGUUUUGUUAAACAAAUCAUAGUAUCUAGCGUAUUGAAUCAAUACUGUUUUCUAACUUCAUGCUAUGCCCCACUUUGAGUUUCCAAUUUGCCUCUGAACUUGGCUGUUAAAUGUCAAACACACUCGCAGUUGGAGAAAAUCCAGACCCAAAUAUACCUGACUUGACACAAUGGCAGCUAUCAAAUUUGAGAAAGUUUCAUACUGGGAAAGUAAUUCAAAAUGUUAGAAUUACUACCUGAAUUUAAAACUUUUCUGGAACCACAGCCGCUUAUCUCUAAAUGUUAGUUCUGUAUUUGAAUGUCAUUCUUUGUUGCAUACACUUUCUCUUUGGCUAGCCUAUCUAUUUAAUAACUGUCAAAUGUAUACUUUCUUACAUGCAGUGUCAUAGUAAAGAUAUGUUCAAAGUGGUUAA